Clonostachys byssicola is the source of this 1650-nucleotide messenger RNA. Lineage: Eukaryota; Fungi; Ascomycota; Sordariomycetes; Hypocreales; Bionectriaceae. The record is from the annotation of a GenBank genome assembly.
AUGCCUCUCGAAAACCUCCCAGCAGAGCUCCAAUCGGAGAUUUGCUCUUACCUCGUCACAUCGUUCGGACCUUCGCCAAUUCAUGCCUUGCUCAAAACAUCCAAGAAAUUGUAUGAUGUGGCGCUUCCGUUCUCUGUACAACUGUUCCGGAACACUAGCCCAAUGCAUGUAGGAGGAGGGCCUUGUUCUGGGACUCGGAACGCCCAGUUUCUGCGUUAUAUUCUUGUUUCAAAACCCGAAUUGGCCAAGAAGGUUAAGACGGUGAUCCUAGGUGGCUUCACAGCAAGAGAGGAUGGAGACUCUCAGCCACUUGGGACGCUGGCAAGCACUCCGGAAGAUCUGAGCAUCUAUGGAAACUUCAUUGUUCACUCUCUGGGUCCACAGCUCAGCGAGGUUGACUUGGCUCGUCGCGAUAAGUGGAUUGGCCAGCUCAAUGCCGGACAUUCAGAUGCACAAGUUGCACUAAUUCUGCUGGCAUGUGUGAACUUGAAGCAACUCUACUUCGAAGACUAUCAAGAGGGACCCUCAGAGAAUCCUACGUUCAGGAAGCCCCCAUGUUUCAUGUUUCUGCUGGAGAUGGCUACGAGAUGGCCAGUCCAUGGUGUCAAGGCACCUUUAUCAAAUCUUCGACAUGUGCACAUCCAAUCUCAUGAAGAUAAUACUUGUGGUUGGGAACAGGCUUUCCGCCUGAUGGCAUUGCCCAAAUUGAAGGUUUACGAAUCUCUCAACGGCACAAACCGAGGUCUCACCCAAGGCGAUUUGGCGUAUCUACCAUCAGAUUUCAAGUCAUCUGCCGUAGAGGAAGUCACUUUUCACCAGGCAUUUGCGCUUGCUUCUGAUGUCAAGCGGUUGGUGGGUAUGUGCCAACAUCUCAAACGGUUCGAGUAUAUCAGUGCGACCCAUAGGCCGAUUGUUGGGCUUUUUGCCCGGGACAUAAUGGAUGCCGUGCUACCUCAUGCCGAUACUCUGCAGGUUCUAUACCUCAACUUUGAUGACGACUGUCAGAAGAUUGGUUGGGAAGAUGACCCGCAUCGGCUGUAUAUGGGAAUUAGGCUGUUACAAAUGACGGCAUUGCGGUCCUUGUUGAUUGGGAUGCAGUCUCUUACCGGUGUCUGGGAUCCAGCUCCUGACACAAGACCAGGCAUGCCACUCAGUAUUGAAGGCGCUCCGAGGAUCGUCGAGUGCCUUCCAGAGAGUUUGGCCGAACUCCAUCUCCGAGAUUGUGGCAAGGGAAUCCUUGCACAAGCUGCGGAGCUGCUGGAGGUUAUGGAGAAGGGAGAACGUCUGAAGAAUCUUAUUGGGGUGUUGAUAUUGUUCAAACAUGAGAACAUCACCCCUGAAGACGUUGAGCUAAGUUUAAACGCCAAAAGAAAAUACCUUUCGGUUUGCUUCCAACCCAGAGCGUACCGCUGGCUCGAUUUGGGGGGACAGAGUAGGACAUUUGAGGGGAUCCGUGUGAUUCCAAGUCUAUGUUCUCGUAUAUUUGCUGAUGAGCUUCGGCAUGAUUGGAUGGACUUUCGGGGAAGAUUGACAAUGAAGAUGUAUUAUACUGGGUGUGAUUGCGGAUGGAGAAGUCGGGUAGAUCCAAAGACGAGGGGCUUGAGACUGCUUAUGAGAGCACCACCGCAUGAGUAUCAACUUGAUGAUUAG